GGUGUUUCUGCUGUGUUGUGUGUGCUGUUUCUAAACCUAAAAUAAUCAUAGCUGAGUGAUGGAGAAGGGUUCGGGCUAAAUUAAUAGGAUAGUAUAGGUUUUUAAAUAUUUUUUAUGAUUUAAUAUCUGAAGGUUAAGAGGUAUCGUUAGUUUUAAGUAUAUUAGGCCAACCUACAUAUAGGCCUAUGCCUAUUAAUUACUGAAUCUGAAUCUAACAAAUCAAAUUUAUUUAUCCAUCACUGUUAUGCUUAUGAGAAACAGUUGUUUCGAAUUUAUUUUCUCAGUUACAUACCUAAUUACAUGAGAAAUUAAUCAAUCUUACAAAGGCAUAUCACAGUCUCUCUAGCCUCAUGAAAUAUUGCAAUCUUGAUCACGAAAAAAUGAAAAAUGGUUGCCAACUCUUCUCUGCCUAAAAGAUUUAAACCCUUUGUGUGUGGAAUUUUGUUUGCAUCUGUCACUUGGUCCAUCAGCUUAUAUCUAUACUGGUGGUUGACGCAAACAACUGGAGGGUUUGUCUCCACAAGAAAACCUGUUGCUGCAGAGCUUCAUCAAAGCAGAGUAAUUAGUAAUGAUAUCGUUCUUCCAUAUGAAAAUGAUGAAAAUAAACUCAAACGAUCAAAAAGUAAAUACUUUGCUCCCAACAAGUUUAAAAACAGUGAUUCACUCAUUAAUCACUUACAACCUGAACCGAUCAAACCAGCCGUUGAUGUUGAUAGAGAUCUCGCAACUUUGGGCUAUGUAAAAACACCUGAAGAUCUUAGGAUUAGAGAUGAAGGCUACAAGAUGUACGGGUUUAAUGCUCUAGCUAGUAGAAACCUGGACUACCAUCGCAAAAUACCUGACACUCGGCACAAGUUAUGUCAGUCUCAAUCUUACCCAGAAAAGCUGCCCAACGCCAGCGUAAUAAUCUGCUUUUACAACGAACAGCUGGAUACUCUGAUACGCUCCAUACACAGUAUAUUAGACCGUACUCCGAGCUUCCUUUUACAUGAAAUUGUACUGAUUGAUGACUACAGCGAUGUUGAUAGAUUAUACAGCAAAGUUGAGGAGUAUAUCACUACAAAUAUUCCUGAGAAACCAAAAAUAAAACUAUAUAGGACAUCAGAACGUGAAGGCCUGAUCAGAGCACGGCUUUAUGGGGCUAAACAUGCUACCGGUGAGGUUUUGGUUUUCCUGGAUAGUCACAUCGAGGUGAACGUACAAUGGCUGGAGCCAUUGCUUUAUCCGAUCUCUGUGAACCACACAAGCGUGGUAACUCCAAUUAUCGACAUCAUCAAUGCUGACACAUUCGAGUACAAGUCUUCUCCCUUGGUGAGGGGUGGCUUCAAUUGGGGGCUACACUUCAAAUGGGAAAAUCUUCCUAUAGGAUCUCUCGUUAAUGAAGAGGAUUUUGUAAAACCCAUUAAAUCACCAACCAUGGCUGGAGGUUUGUUUGCCAUGGAUAGAAAAUACUUUUUUGAUCUCGGAGGCUAUGAUCCAGGAAUGAACAUUUGGGGAGGAGAAAACCUGGAAAUCUCAUUUAGGAUCUGGAUGUGCGGUGGGACGCUGCACAUUGUGCCCUGCUCGCGUGUCGGACAUGUUUUCCGCAAGCGACGGCCUUACUCUGCUCCUGACGGAGAAGACACCAUGACUAGAAAUUCCUUGAGAGUUGUUCAUGUCUGGAUGGAUGACUACAAGGAAAAGGUUUACAACAUACGUCCAGAAGUGUUGAAGACAGGAUUCGGCGAUGUGAGCGAGAGAAUCAGUCUUCGAAAACGUCUGAACUGCAAAUCGUUUAAGUGGUAUUUGGACAACAUAUACCCGGAGCUUGAGGCAGGGACAGCUGAUAAACCUAAAACUGUCGGCAAACUGGACCAGCCUGUCUACCAACCUUGGCACCUACGCAAGAGAAACUACAUAGGUCAAUAUCAGAUUCGUCUGUCUAAUUCUUCAUUUUGCAUUGCCAGUGAAAAGGAUGUGAAAACAAAAGGCUCACUUCUCAUCCUUAAAUCUUGUGUUCGAGCGAAAAAUCAGAUGUGGUUUGAGACGGACAAGAACGAGCUGGUGCUAGCGCAGCUGCUUUGUAUGGACGCUGGUGACCACCGACCCAAGGUGUCAAAAUGUCACGAGAUGGGUGGCUCUCAGGAGUGGAAACAUCGCAGCUCGAAUGCCAGUCCCAUCUACAACUUGGCCGCAGGUACCUGUUUGUCGGCCGCCACGCAGCCGCAACCUGAUGUCCCGGUCGUCAUGGAUCUGUGUACGAACAACGGUUAUAACCAUUGGGAUCUAGUGUCUGUUAUUAGUUAGUUAUACAAUAUGUUAAAAACAUUUUUACAAAUAUUUAUUUUUAUAUUUUCUUAUUAAUUUUUAUACUUGUUUUCAAUGUUAUUAAAACUUUAUUCUACAA
Messenger RNA from Macrosteles quadrilineatus (aster leafhopper), 2386 nucleotides. Its product is annotated as polypeptide N-acetylgalactosaminyltransferase 11-like. Gene Ontology annotation, cellular component: Golgi apparatus. Gene Ontology annotation, molecular function: Notch binding. The record is from RefSeq and is a predicted model, not a curated record. Gene Ontology annotation, biological process: regulation of Notch signaling pathway. The coding region runs from base 388 to 2286 and encodes 632 amino acids. Lineage: Eukaryota; Metazoa; Arthropoda; Insecta; Hemiptera; Cicadellidae. The transcript has 12 exons.